This is a messenger RNA of Pantherophis guttatus, 11157 nucleotides long. RefSeq names its product pecanex 1 (gene PCNX1). The record is from RefSeq and is a predicted model, not a curated record. NCBI's taxonomy places the organism in Eukaryota, Metazoa, Chordata, Lepidosauria, Squamata, Colubridae. Gene Ontology annotation, cellular component: membrane.
ACGGAGGACGGGGGGGUGGCUCUUGUGGCUGUCGCGAGGCUCAGGCUGUGGAGGCGGCGGGCAGUUGUGCCCGGGCUCGCAGGACGGGUAGAGGGAAGAGAGCUCGGGGCUGGCAGGACCCGGGCUGGGGCCAGGCCGCCAUGGGCUCUCAGGUGCUGCAGAUCCUGCGCCAGGGUGUGUGGGCGGCUUUGAGCGGCGGCUGGUACCAAGACCCGCACCAGGGCGCCGGGGUCAACGCGUUGCACCUCUACCUGUGGCUCUUCCUGCUUGGCUUCCCUUUCACGUUAUACAUGGCUCUUCCUUCUUCCAUGGUGAUAGUAGCAAUUUACUGCCCAGUGAUAGCUGCUCUCUUCAUUGUUCUGAAGAUGAUAAACUACCGUCUUCACAGAGCACUUGAUGAAGGUGAGAUUGUGGAGAGAAAUGCCAGUGAGCAAAUGGACAGGAGUGCAAAAGCAGAGCAGAAUAACUCUUCUACCAAGAGAAGGGACAGUAAUGGACCCAGUGAUCCAGGUGGAGGGAUUGAGAUGUCAGAGUUUAUUCGAGAAGCCACACCUCCUGUAGGAUGCAGUUCCCGAAAUUCUUUUGCUGGCCUAGAUCUAAAUAACCAGAUUGGAUCAGGUUUAUCUCGUCAUGGAACUGCAGCUACCAUUAAAGGUGAUACAGACACUGCAAAGACUUCUGAUGAUAUCAGUCUGAGUCUUGGCCAGAGUUCUAGUCUUUGUAAAGAAGGGAACGAAGAACAAGAUUUGACAGCUGAUCGGAAGACUUUUCAUCUGGUCUCCGUUGAUUCCUUUGUAUCCAUACAGCCCUCAUUGUCAACUGCACAGGAGUUAUCAAGAGACAGUACUGAUAAAGUGUGCCUUCCUAAUCAGCAUAUAGAUCCUUCUGUGUCUAAUGCAUGUGACACAGAAAUGGCUUCUCUGGUCCCUUUGCAUUCACACUCCUACAGGAAAGAUCAUAGACCACGAGGUGUGCCACGGACUUCCAGUUCAGCUGUUGCAUUUCCAGAUGUAUCACUAAAUGACUUUCCUCUCUAUCAGCAAAGGCGGGGGCUGGAUACUGUCAGUGAAUUAGAAGCUUGCAAGCCUCGAACAGGAUCCAAAGAAUCAUUAGCUGAGAACUCAUGUAUCUCUGGUGUAUUUCAACUAGAUGAUAUUCUAAAAUGUAGCAGUCCACAGCUGCUAGUCAAAAGCAGCAGGAGUAAGUCUCUACAAGCAGAUAAAAGUGUGGAUAGCCUGAGAAGCUUGAGUACAAGAAGUAGUGGCUCAACAGAGAGUUAUUGUAGUGGGACUGACCGUGACACAAUCAGUACUGUCAGCAGCUAUAAAAGUGAGCAGACAAGUUCAACUCAUAUAGAAAGCAUGUUGUCAGAUCAUGAGGUGUCACCUAAAGAAGAGAAAAAAAGCAGCAAGAAAAAAGACUAUGCUGUUGAUUCUGAGGACUGUCACGUUGCUACUAACAAAAGGACGAGCAAGGAAAGAACUAUAGUUGAAACUAAAACCAGCAGUUGCAUUCAAGUAGAAGAAUGCCUGAAUGCAUCAGAGGAGAUGCACAAUCAGAGGGCCCUUAGUACCUCUGCUUCAGAAGAAGCAAAUAAGAAUCCUCAUGCUAAUGAACUAACAACACAAGCAGAACAGUCUCCCGGAAAUCCUGCUGUGAAAAGAGAUGAACAUAAAGAGAAAUCUUCCGUGGUUGACUCAAGAACUUUUAAGGAAAUGGUAGAAAAGCAGAAGGAGGGGGAUGUGCGUCCUAAAUCCUGUAGCUUAAUCCAUCGGACAGGUUCAGCUCAAAAAUCUAGCAGGAGAAGGACAGGGAAAAAACGGGCGAGUAGUUUUGACACAAGUCGACACAAAGAGUAUAUUUCCUUCCGAGGAGUAUCUGCUAACAAGCCCCACAGUGCAGGUUUUUGCCAUGAUGAAGACUCAAGUGAUCAAAGUGAUUUGAGCCGAACUUCAAGUAUGCAGUCAGCCCACCAGUUCAGCAGUGAUAGCUCUUCCAGCACAACUUCUCAUUCAUGCCAGUCUCCUGAAGGAAAAUUCAAUGCCCUAAAGACAAAAUAUAUUGCCAAAGAGAGAGGCACAGACUUGGAAAAUUCUUACAAAAUUCACUUGGGCACUGAUGCGAUUGUCAAAAAGCAUUCAACCCGACAGACUCACAAUACAAACAGUGCCAAGAGUCGUACCAGGGUAUUAAGCUUGGAUAGUGGUGCAGUAGCCUGUUUGAAUGAUCCAAAUCUAAUGAUGCCAGAUACAAUAAAACAACUAACAACUUCUAAAUCUGACUUAGAGGCCAAAGAGGGAGAGGUGCUUGAUGAGCUAUCUCUGUUGGGAAGGGCUUCACAACUAGAAUCAGUCACUCGCUCUAGAAAUAGCUUACCAAACCAGCCUAUGUUUACUGAAAGAGAAGAUCAGGAGAAGGGAAGCAUUGCAGCACAAGCCAAUGAGGAAGCAGUCACAGUUCGGCGUGAACGCAGCACAUUUAGGCGUCAGGCAGUACGGCGCCGACACAAUGCAGGGAGUAACCCUACCCCUCCUUCAUUGCUCAUCGGCUCUCCCCUCAGCCUUCAAGAUGUUCAGCAAGGGCAGCAGUCCACAGCCAAAGUCAAAGUCCAGUCACGCCCCCAUUCCCAGGCAGCAGUACUCAGCGCUAGCACCUCCUUGCUGGUGAGAAAUGGGAGUGUCCAGUUAGAAGCAACACAUGACAAUGCAUCUGCUGUCGGCAGCAGCAGUUUGCACAAUGAACUUGGUAAGUUCAGUUCCACACUCUAUGAGACAGGGGGCUGUGAUAUGUCGCUUGUGAAUUUUGAGCCAGCUGCAAGAAGAACAUCUAACAUCUGUGAUACGGAUUCUCAUGUAUCAAGUUCUACCUCAGUUCGUUUUUAUCCACAUGAUUUACUUUCCCUCCCUCAGAUCAGACUGAACAGACUGUUGACCAUAGAUACUGAUCUUCUGGAGCAUCAAGACAUGGACCUAAGUCCUGAUCUGCAGGACCAUCUACAACCACAAGAGGAGUCAUCGCAAAAAGUGAAACACUAUUAUCGCUUUUGGAUCUUACCCAAAGUCUGGAUUGGUAUCAAUUUUGAUAGAUUGACUCUUUUGGCUUUGUUUGACAGGAAUCGUGAAAUCUUGGAAAAUGUAUUAGCUGUCAUUCUAGCUAUCCAAGUGGCUUUCCUAGGUUCUGUACUCCUUAUAGAAGGCUUCUUCAAGGACAUCUGGGUCUUCCAAUUUUGUUUGGUGAUUGCCAGUUGCCAGUACUCUUUGCUGAAGAGCGUUCAGCCAGAUUCUUCAUCACCUCGACAUGGUCAUAACCGAAUCAUAGCCUACAGCAGGCCCGUUUACUUCUGUAUAUGCUGCAGUCUCAUUUGGCUAUUGGACUAUGGCAGCAAGAGCACUUUUACUGCACGGUUCCAACUAUAUGGAAUGGCUUUCACUAAUCCAAUAUUGCUGCUUUCAGCAAGGGACUUGAUAAUGGUGUUUAUAUUAUGCUUCCCUAUAGUAUUCUUCAUUGGUCUUCUGCCUCAGGUGAACACAUUUGUGAUGUACCUCUGUGAACAAUUAGAUAUUCAUGUCUUUGGAGGCAAUGCCACGACAAGCCUCAUUGCAGCACUCUACAGUUUUAUCUGUAGUAUUGUGGCUGUAGCGUUAUUAUAUGGAUUGUGUUAUGGGGCCCUAAAGGAUUCUUGGGAUGGUCAACAUAUUCCAGUGCUUUUUUCAGUAUUCUGUGGUACUUUAGUGGCAAUUUCCUAUCAUCUCAGCCGACAAAGUAGUGAUCCUUCUGUCCUUUUCUCUUUAGUGCAAUCAAAGCUUUUUCCUACUUCAGAAGAUAAAAACCCAGAAGAUCCAUUAUCUGAAGUCAAAGACCCCUUACCUGAAAAGCUUAGAAACUCAGUGAAUGAACGUUUGCAGUCUGAUCUUGUUGUUUGUGUAGUCAUUGGUGUACUUUAUUUUGCAAUCCAUGUCAGCACAGGGUUCACAGUAUUGCAGCCUGUUUUAAGUUACGUUUUGUAUGCAUUGGUGGGAUUAAUAGGAUUUAUGACCCAUUAUGUGCUGCCUCAACUCCGAAAACAGCUCCCAUGGCACUGUUUUUCUCAUCCAUUGCUGAAAACCAAGGAAUACUAUCAGUUUGAAGUCCGCAAUGCCGCACAUGUUAUGUGGUUUGAGAAAGCUCAUAUAUGGCUUCUUUUUGUGGAGAAGAAUAUAAUCUAUCCCUUGGUAGUCCUCAAUGAGCUCAGCAGCAGUGCAAAGGCUAUUGCUAGUCCAAAGAGAUUAGAUACAGAACUUGGUGCUUUAAUGAUUACUAUAGCUGGUAUGAAGUUGCUGCGCUCAUCUUUUAGCAAUCCAACCUACCAGUAUGUCACUAUCAUUUUUACAGUGCUUUUCUUUACGUUUGAUUACAAUCGAUUCUCUGAGACCAUGCUGCUAGACUUGUUCUUCAUGUCCAUACUCUUCAGCAAGCUCUGGGAACUUUUUUAUAAACUGAGGUUUGUGUACACUUAUAUUGCUCCUUGGCAAAUCACAUGGGGAUCUGCUUUCCAUGCUUUUGCCCAACCAUUUGCUGUGCCCCAUUCUGCAAUGCUGUUUGUCCAGGCAAUCGUGUCUGCCUUUUUCUCUACCCCAUUGAACCCUUUUUUGGGAAGUGCAAUAUUUAUCACUUCUUAUGUCAGACCCGUCAAGUUCUGGGAGAGAGAUUACAACACAAAACGAGUGGAUCACUCAAACACAAGACUGGCUUCUCAGCUUGACAGAAACCCAGGUUCUGAUGACAAUAACUUGAAUUCAAUCUUCUAUGAACAUUUAACUCGCUCCCUUCAGCACAGCCUGUGUGGAGACUUACUCUUGGGGCGAUGGGGAAAUUACAGUACUGGAGAUUGCUUUAUUCUUGCUUCCGACUACCUCAAUGCACUUGUACACCUUAUAGAGAUUGGCAAUGGCUUAGUCACCUUCCAACUGAGAGGGCUUGAAUUCAGAGGAACUUAUUGUCAGCAACGAGAAGUAGAAGCUAUCACUGAAGGGGUUGAAGAAGAUGAAGGGUUUUGUUGCUGUGAACCUGGUCACAUCCCUCAUGUGUUGUCUUUUAAUGCUGCCUUUGGCCAGCGUUGGCUCGCUUGGGAAGUUCUAGUCACAAAGUAUGUCUUGGAGGGUUACAGCAUCACCGACAACAGUGCUGCUUCCAUGCUUCAGGUCUUUGAUCUAAGGAAAAUACUCACUACGUACUAUGUCAAGGGUAUCAUCUAUUAUGUAAUAUCAUCUCCCAAGCUAGAGGAAUGGUUAUCAAAUGAAACAAUGCAGGAAGGACUGCAACAAUGUGCAGACCAAAAUUACGUAGAUGUAGACCCUACAUUUAAUCCUAAUAUUGAUGAGGAUUAUGAUCAUCGGCUAGCAGGGAUUUCAAGAGAGAGUUUUUGUAUAAUUUAUCUCAACUGGGUAGAAUAUUGCUGCUCUCAGAGAGAAAAACCACUCAAUGCAGAUAAGGAUUCUUCGUUGGUUACCCUUUGCUAUGGACUGUCUGUUCUUGGUCGGAGAGCUCUGGGAACUGCUUCACAUCAUAUGGCUAGUAAUCUGGAAUCUUUCCUGUAUGGGCUCCAUGCCUUGUUUAAAGGAGACUUUCGUAUAUCAUCAAUUCGAGAUGAAUGGAUUUUUGCAGACAUGGAAUUACUGAGAAAAGUGGUGGUCCCUGGAAUACGCAUGUCACUAAAACUGCAUCAGGAUCAUUUCACCUCUCCUGAUGAAUACGAUGAUCCUGCUGUUCUCUAUGAAGCUAUCACAACGCAUGAACAAAACUUGGUUAUAGCUCAUGAGGGGGACCCUGCUUGGCGAAGUGCUGUACUUUCCAAUUCUCCCUCCCUACUUGCCCUUCGCCACGUGAUGGAUGAUGGCACCAACGAAUACAAGAUCAUCAUGUUGAACAAGCGCUAUCUAAUCUUCAGAGUCAUUAAAGUAAAUAAGGAAUGUGUUCGUGGCCUUUGGGCUGGACAGCAGCAGGAGUUGGUCUUCUUACGCAAUCGAAACCCAGAAAGAGGGAGCAUCCAAAAUGCAAAACAAGCUUUGAGGAACAUGAUUAACUCAUCUUGUGAUCAGCCUAUUGGAUACCCAAUUUAUGUCUCACCUCUGACAACUUCAUAUUCUGAUAGCCAUGAACAGCUAAAGGACAUUCUUGGUGGUGCCAUCAGUCUGGGAAACAUCAAGAACUUCAUAGUAUCUACAUGGCACAGGUUAAGAAAAGGCUGUGGUGCUGGUUGCAACAGUGGAGGAAACAUUGAAGACUCAGAUGCUGGAGGUGGUGCCUCCUGCACAAGUAAUAGUGUAACUGUCAACGAUUCUCAGAGCAGUGUAUCUCAAGGAGGUGGGAAUGCAACUGUUGGGCAGGGAUCUGGAGUAGGAUUGCAACCCCCUGUCGCCUCUCAUCCAGUCACCCUAGGCACCAGCCAGAGUGCUCAUUCUGUGCAGUCAAGCCUUAUCAGACAUUCCCCUGCUCGUGCUUCAGUUGCCAGCCAGUCAACAUACUGCUACAGCAGUCGUCAUUCAUCCCUCCGGACAUCCACCACAGGCUUUGUGCCUUGCCGACGGUCUUCCACCAGCCAGCUUUCCCUUCGCAAUCUUCCAUCGUCCAUACAGUCCCGUCUGUCCAUGGUGAACCAAAUGGAACCCGCUAACCAGACUGGUGUUGCCAAUAUGCAACAUGGCCUCCCUUCUUCAAGCAGUUCCAGUCAGAGCAUCCCAGCCUGCAAACAACAUGCCCUUGUUGGCUUUUUAGGGACCGAUGGAAUGACGAAUGUCACUGAUUCACAGGCAGGCACAAAUGUGAGCCCUGUGAACCAGACACAAACCAAAAGGGAUGAUGUUGUUUACAGAAUUCAGAUAAUAGAUCCUAGCCAGGUUUUGGAAGGGAUCAACUUAUCCAAAAGAAAAGAACUGCAGUGGCCAGAUGAAAUGAUAAGACUAAGAGCUGGAAGAAACAGCUGGAAAGACUGGAAUCCUCAGGAAGGCAUGGAAGGCCAUGUGAUUCACCGUUGGGUGCCUUGCAGCAGAGAUCCAGGGCAUAGGUCCCAUAUAGACAAAACCAUCUUGCUCGUCCAAAUUGAAGACAAAUAUGUUGCAGUGAUUGAAACCGGAGUCCUGGAACUUGGGGCUGAAGUGUGAUCUUCUUGGACAAUUAACGCCUAGUCCAUCUCCACAAUGUUUAGAAAUGAAGUAAGGAGUCCCAGAAGGAUACUCUACAGCUCAAGUAAUAGGAAGAGACUUGAAUAUGAAGUUAAGGGUAGGAUGUCAGUCUCCAAAAGAAUUAAGUGGGUGCUUUUGAUAUUUUUCAAGAUAGCUACUGAAGAAAAUAUUGUGCAUGAAGGGUAAACAGGAUAUAUCUUUUGCUUUAUACAUUAUUUUAUCCAUUGCAAUGCUUUAAAACAACCCCACAUUUUUCAAGUUUCAAAACAGGAGCAUCUCAUUUUUUCUAAUUGUCUUGCCAAAAUAUUUUGUCUCAUUAAUGUAGAUUCAGUUCAUUUUUUGAAGCAACUGAAAAUUGUAUAAAUGUCGAGGUCAGUGUGAAGCUGAAUAGAAUGUUUCAUUAACUGCAAGUAUAACCAGAUUUUAAACUUCUUAUUUCUUCUAAGUGGGAAAAAAGAUCAUUGAGAAAACUGCACUAUUUUUUUUAUGGCAAUGCACUACAAAAAUCUGAGAUUGCUCAGAACAUUUAUUGAUAUAAAUAUAUAUAUAUAUAUAUAUAAAAAGAAAAUAGUGUUAUUUAAAUUGCCUUUGGGAUUAGUCACCUUCACCUCCAUAUUCAUAUGAUGUUAGGAAAUACCAUUGAUUCAUUUUUGGCUACAAAAUUGUCCAACAACUUAUUUAUUCUUUCCCAUUUACAAUAUAUGGUAGAUUAACCAGUAAUUACAGGAGAAAACUCCAGGGAAGCCUAACUCAUGGUGAAACCAAUUGAUAACGUAAAUUUUAUCUUUUUACAUAAUGGGCUCAGUCAUACAAUUGUGCAUUUUCUUCCUCUACUUUUGUUACUUUCCAAUAUGGAGUCAACAAAAGUACUUUACUGGGCUCCUUUGAAAAAAUGUUUGCUUUUCUUUUUAUGGAAAACUGGAUGAGAUACAUUGUUUUAAAUAAGGUUGUGACUUUAUCUCUGUUCUGGGACUUACUCCUUUAUUAAGCAAAAUAGUUUACUUUUUAAAAAAAUUAAAGGAUAAAAAUCAGAAGGCAUGUUGUAUCAUAUUAUCUGUAUCAUUUUGCGUUUUAGCUCCCUUUAGUUGCUAUUAUGUUCUGUGACUUGAAUUUAUUUUCAAUAAUUAUAUAUUCUAUAAUAAUUGUACUUUGCAUAUAACUGUGAAACUGAUUUAUGUUGCAUAUCAUCGAUUUUUACUGAUUGGAAUUUUUAGUGUGUGUUUUCAGGGAAACAAGUUACUCAAACAGCAACAGAGUAAGGGGACAAAGUUGCAAUUUUUUAUCUUGCUGUUUCUAUGACUUGCUCACAAUGUUAAUGGAAAGUUUUAUAUGUAGUGGUUGUUUCCUUUAUGUGAUCUGAAACUGGGCUCAAUAGGAAACAGAACAAUUUGCAGUUGUAGCUUUUAGAAGCAGCCAUCUUUUAUUUUUGAACUAUUCCUAUGUUAAUUAUGCAUGGGUAAUCUUACAAGCAAGAAAUUGCAGUGAAACAUAACCAUUGUACACUUUAUGAACCUAGUCAAAUAAUGUCAAAACAUGAACAAUCUGAUACCAUAAAAACAGUCUUUGCAACUUGCUGAGUACAUUAAAGUAAAAUUCAAAUGUCAUUCUUACUGCAUUACAAUCUUGACCAUACUUUGCAAAGCUGUUCACUGCUGCAGAUAACUCUUGCUAGAAUCUGAAAACCACAAAAUUUGUCCAGGGGAGCAGCUUUAAUAAUAAAAUAUAGAAAAAAGCUUCAAAAAGAUUUUGCUGUUCUGGUAAAAUAUAUAUCACCUGCUAAUGUCUGAAUGCUCCCAGUUUAAACCCUGACACUAUCAUAUUUUCAUCAUUUUAUGAACAAGAGAAAAAUCAUUUUCUGAGUUUUGGUCAGCCAUCUUCACAUUUUAAUUGACAAUUAAAUAUUCAUUUAUCUUUUUGACUUUCCCAAACAUAGAAAGAAAAUGCAAUCUACCUUUCAAAAAGAUUAAUCAGUCAUUUUGUAUAUAUUAAAUCCAUUGAUAAAGAGAGUGCUUUUGAAGGUUAGCUUGAAUGAGGCAAUGAACACCGUAAUAUAGAAAAUUGGAUUUUUCUGAUAAGAUUUUUCUUUCCUAUUUUUAAUUAUUAAUAGGAACAGAAAUGGCACUCUGUGACAUAGGCUACUCCACACUAAUGAUUAUAUUUGAAAUUAAAUAGGUAUAUUGAAAGAGAAGAUAAUUUCAAGACUUCUAAUAUAUCUAGAUACAUUUAGAAUGUGAUAAAUUUAGUUUAAAUAAUUGAAAACAAAUUAUUUGAUUAGCACAAUCUCAAUCACACCUUUGUUAGAUAUAAAUCUCAUCUAAUUAGCAUUCAUGAAAAUAAUAUCUAAUUUUAUUUCCAGAUUUUUAAGAUGUUCAUCUCCCAAUAAUUUGGUGGAUUAUCCUUAAUGUAGGAUUAACUAGUGUUUAUGAAACUUUUUUCUUUGCUUGUUGCAGUAUAUGAGCUUGGAAGCCAAAUUAAUUGUUUUGCAGUUUUUCAUAUGUGGACUUGGUGGCUUUCUUCAUUUAAUUUCUUCAAAUAGUUAUGACAAGCAUUCUGAAAACUUUACAAUUUUUUUUUUUUUUUGCAUUUGAUACUAAGUCUUGUACAAAACUAGUAAUCCACUAAAUUAAUUUCUAUAUUAAGCUAUAAUAUUUAUGUAGAAAAAGUUUAUGAAAGUUAAUUUGCCUACUAUCAAUGUUUAUAAAUAUAUGCAUAAUAAACUGAUAAUCCAUCUAGGCACUAAUUUAAUGUAAAAUCACAGACGUAUACUUAGCUUCCCAGUUAAUAUUUUGGGAAAUUAAAGGAGAAAUUUCUUUUACCUCACCCACCUCGUGAAAUGCUUUAAUUUUCAUAAAGAACAAAAUCUUAUUAUUGCUCAAUAUUGAGGUAAUAUUCUGUAGAUGUUCUUGUAACCUAGGAAAUAGAUAUGGAGGGAAGGAAAUGUUUUUGAAAAAAUUAUAUCUUUUACAAGGUGUUUUUUUAUUAUUAUUAUUAUUUGUUGCUUUUUCUACCCAUGCUUGCUGCUGUUGGAGAAUGACUAGUUGCAUAGUUGCAAUGUUAUGUGAAAAUAUGGAAUAGAUGGUACGGAGUGUUAUGGAAGAGGCCUUUGAAAACUUAGAUUUGGGGGCACAUUUUACCCAAACUGAAAUGCCUUCUUAACAGAUGAGAUGAAGCAGUGACGCCAGCCCUUCAGUUCUAUAUAUUUUAAGUGGUAAUAACUCUACCAAUGGACUAGUGCAUUUGAAAGAGCUUUUCAAAGCAUACCUAAAUAUUUCAUAUUAGCUAUAGAUUCAGCCACCAUGGUUUUAUAUACCUAAUUUUAUUAAGAGAGAUUUUUCUUACCUAUUAUAUAGGUUCUACUUGUCUGGUCCUACUUGGUGAUUGGUAACCUGAUGCCAUUAGCCCUGCAAUGCUAGACAACAAUUAUAGCAGUAUUUAAUGUGUGCCUUAGUAAAAUGGUGGUGAGUACAUAAGACCUUGGUGGGAGCUACUGCCCAUAUCAAAUUGUCCCCAAAUUUUUUAAAAGAUGGCUGCUCUAAAAGGCUUCAUAGAUUUGUAUACACCGUUCAUCAGCAAACAUAUUUGAAAAUACCAUUUAGAUAUUUAUACUAACUUUAAAACAACCCAAAUGGAUGACAAAAGUCACAAAGGUUAAAAGUCAGACUUGUUAUUAUCUGAACUCAGCCAGAUAAUGAACUGCUUAUUAUUACCUUAAAUAAGGGAGGGCGAAGAUAAAAUGAGUUGGAAAAUAGAAUAUGUGCUUUGCAUUUACCAGCAUAUGGAGAACUUGCCAGGGAUAGGGUUAUGUGUACUUUGUAUGUGUCAGUGAGAGUAUGAGCGCGUGGAUGUGUGUAUGUUGUUUGAAACAGCCUGUAAAUAUUGUCGCUGUUUAAAACUGGGAAAAGUUGACAGGAUUUGUUUGUAACAUGUUGCUUUGAAAAGACAGUAUUGACAGUGAAAAAACAAUGAAAUUAAAAAAAAAGAUCUUCUUGUCUCUUGU